AUGAGUGUCAAGCAAAGCCACAGGUCCUCUUUAUCUGGAUCUCUGAGGGGAUUAGGAGGUGGAAGUUCUGGUGCUACCCAUGUUUCAACUGUACAUUUAAGUGGAUCCUACCGAUCACCCAGUGUCUAUAGUGGUGUAGUAGGGAGAAGCUCAGCUGGAAGUAUUAGCUCAGGUUUAGGUUAUGGUGGUGGCAGUGCGGGAGGCUUUAGCUCUGGAUUUGGAGAAGGUAGUGCUGAAGGCUAUGGAUCCUGGUUUGGUAUUGGUGGUGUCUACAGCAACGGGAAAGUAACUAUGCAGGGACUGAAUGAUCGCUUGGCAUCCUACCUAGACAAAGUAAACUCUUUGGAACAGGAAAAUACUCAACUUGAGAAGAAGAUUAGAGAGUGGUAUGACAAACAGGUCCCAUACGCAUCCCCUGAUUUUCAUCGCAGCUUUACUAUUAUUGAGGAACUUCAAAAUAAGAUCCUUCAAGUAACCACCAAUAACACUAAAAUCUUGCUUCAGUUUGAUAAUGCUCAGUUGGCUGCAGAAGACUUCAGGACCAAGCUUGAAAACGAAAAAGCUCUCUGCACAAGUGUAGAGGCUGAUAUAAAUGGAUUACGUCAUGCCCAUGAUGAUCUUUUGCUUACUAACAAAGAUCUAGAAAUGCAACUCCAAACACUGACUGAAGAGUUGAAUGCCUUAAAGAAGAACCAUGUUGAGGACGUGAGCUCCCUGCGUACUCAGCUGGGUGCAAGAGUCGAUGUACAUCUGAAUGCUCCUCCUGCCGUGGACCUGAACAAUGUCCUAUCUAAAAUGAGGGAACAAUAUGAGACUAUAGUGGCCAGGAACGUAAAGGAGGCCGAGAAGUGGUACCUGGACAAGAGUGAAGAGGUGAACCAACAGAUGACAAGCAGCGCCCAACAACUUAAAAUACAGAACACGGAAAUUAUUGAACUCAGGCACACAUGCCAGACCUUGGAAAUAGACCUGCAAACUCAGAACAACAUGAGAGAAGCCUUGGAGAACACAUUGGCUGAGACCGAAGCUCGUUAUGGCUCCCAACUAUGCCAGCUUCAAGAAAUGAUAUCCAAUGUUGAGCUGCAGCUGACACAACUGAGGGCUGAUCAGGAAAGACAAAACUUCGAACACAGAACUCUCAUGGAUGUAAAGAUGCAUCUGGAGAAUGAAAUAACAACUUACAGACAACUGAUCGGUGGAGAAAGCAUUAAUACGGGCACGUGGUACAAAAACAUCAGAGAAAUGAGCUCCAGUGGUUCAGGUGGCUCAGGCAACGUGGGUGGCAUGAGCAGCUCAGGAGGCUCCGGAGGAAUAAGUGGUAGUGGAAAAACAAGAACCAUUGUGGAAGACAUAUAA
Bufo gargarizans (Asiatic toad) is the source of this 1356-nucleotide messenger RNA. Its product is annotated as keratin, type I cytoskeletal 19-like. The record is from RefSeq and is a predicted model, not a curated record. The transcript has 7 exons. The coding region runs from base 1 to 1356 and encodes 451 amino acids. Gene Ontology annotation, molecular function: structural molecule activity. Lineage: Eukaryota; Metazoa; Chordata; Amphibia; Anura; Bufonidae.